This is a messenger RNA of Carassius auratus (goldfish), 4190 nucleotides long. RefSeq names its product ataxin-7-like protein 1. The record is from RefSeq and is a predicted model, not a curated record. The transcript has 13 exons. Lineage: Eukaryota; Metazoa; Chordata; Actinopteri; Cypriniformes; Cyprinidae. The coding region runs from base 507 to 2435 and encodes 642 amino acids.
UCUGGCGAAGGUGACGUCAUUUGUUUCUCUCGCUCGCUCGUCUCGCUGUCUGUGAAGGAAGAAGGAAGAGCAAUGGCGACGCUGUACCGCCGCGCGCUCACACUGCACACAGGAGCCACAGCACUCACUAUUUUUACUCUGAUUCUGCUGGGAAGAAGCUCUUGAAGGGUUCAGAGGCGAUCAAACUCAGUAAAGCAGAGUAUGUGAGCGGAGUGGAGUGGGAGCGGAGCGUGGAGUGGAGCUGUGUGAUUUUGACAGGAGCAAGGAGCAGACCAUGAGCACUCCACCACCGCUCCAUCACGAGUACAAUUCAUGCCAAUGGCCGGAAAAAUCGCAAAUAUGCUUUUGCAUGGUCACGUCCCAACCCAUGAGGAUAUCAAACCCGUCGCUUGCGAUGCCUGCAACAAAGUCGUUGAGCCUCAGGACGUCCUGACUCAUUACAGUAGUUGGGGAAUAGUUGAACAGUGAGUAGAGAGGAGCGCGUCCACCUCGAGCCCUCCAGAGCCAUGCAUAGCAAGAACCAAAGGAGACACUGUUCGCCCAGCAGCUCCAGGACCCCUCUGGUUCCUGUCAAGGCCAAGAUGUCGGUGGGCCAGAGCGAGGUGGAGCCCCUUCCCUUCAGGGUUCCUCGUGAUUACCCACACUCACGCUUCAGCAAGGCACCGCUGGCCGUCUAUCCACCCAAAGGAGCCCGAGCCAAGGCCUGCGUGUCUUUGCCUGUGGUGAGUCUGGAGAAGAUGCCGUGUUUCAGCCGGAAAGAGGGAGCGCACAUCAAAGUCCCCUCCACGUCUCCCACGGCGGGGUCUUCUCUUUCUUUCUCUUCCUCGUCUUCCUCUCCAUCUUCCGCUCCUCUCAAGUCCUCCUUGACGUCACCAGCAUCUCACAAGAAUCAGGAGAAGUUUGUGAACGGUCGCGGUCCUGUGACGCCUCGCUCCACCACGCCCCCCUCGCUGAUUGACAGGCGGCCCAGCCCAUCACGGUCGCCCUUGGAGAAGCGGCCCGCCCCCUCAGCCUCUCCACAGGACAGGAGACCCACUGCCUCCACCUCUCCGUCUCCUUCCCUGUCGGACCGCAGACCAAUAGUCCCUCCUUCUCCCCCAGACAAGAAGCAUCAGAACGGAGCCAAAGGCGUGCGGCAUCGAAGAGUGUCGGGGAGAGUGUUUGAUCCGAAUAAACACUGUGGGGUUUUGGACCCAGAGACAAAGCGGCCUUGCACUCGAUCUUUAACCUGUAAGACUCACUCUCUAACCCAUCGGCGAGCCGUCCUGGGACGGAGGAAAGAUUUCAACAUCCUUCUAGCGGAGCAUAAGGGGCGGGCGAAGGAGACUGGGCAAAAAAAGGAAGCUCAAGCAGGCAGCCAAUCAGUGCAGGUCACACAGUCACAUGAUGCAGCAACCAGCCUAUCCACAAGCUACACUAAUGCCAAGACCACGCCCACUCUCAAACUGCAGCUGGCCAAUUCACACUUACACAGAGUGUCUGGCGGCGGUGCAAUGGUGUUCAGCUCUGCGCCCGUUCCUCCUCCUGAACCUACGCCCGGCUGGCAGCGAUGCAGUCAGUCCAGCGAUGAAGGAGAAACUGACCCCCCUGAGGAGUCCGAGAAGCUGCUGUGCCCCUCUUCUCCACAGCAUCCGCGACCCCUGAGCUGUUGUGCGUUCAGCAGUCGCUUGAUGGGACGGGGUCACUAUGUUUUCGACCGGCGGUGGGACCGGGUUCGGCUAGCGCUCCACUGCAUGGUGGAAAAACACGUCAACUCUCUCAUGUGGAGGAAAGUGCCUCUAGCGGUGGAGAGUGUGACAAGCCCGACUGAGGUUUCUCCCCUCGGCUCUCCGUUCGUCUCCAACCAUGCACUCGCAUCUCCUCUGGACGGCGUCUCCAUGGUCUCGUACUCCACCUCUUUCUCUCAUAACGGCUCUGGGGUUUUCUGCAUCCGGGAUCCCGGACCCAGACCACAGCGGAAUAAACCGGCCAAGCCGCCCAAAGCCUCAGGGGAUGGAACAGGAUCUAAAAAGCGGAAAGCGCCUCCUGCCUCCGAGUCACGAAAGAGUGGGAGCAGCGGGAACAGCUACCAUCUGCCACUGGGUGCGGCGCACAUCAGUAAUGGGACGGCGGCCCUUAGCGCGCGGGCCAAGCAGCGGCCGGGGGGCCAGGGGCCGAGGGACCAAGACAGGUACGGGAGCGUGGAGCUGUCCCUCCCGCAGGCGCUCACUGGGGAUCACGGGGACGUCUCGUCCCACAGCCCGCUGCCCUACGGAUCCUCUGAUGGGAGGAAGAGGAAGAGCUCUGGAUCGAGCGCCGGCAGCGACAAACCCAGCAGAAGCACCAAAUCCACUGCACUGGACGGGAUAUUCAGGAAGAGCAGCAGCGGUUUGCUGUCGUCAGUCGCCGAAUCGCCCCACAGCGCCCUCCAUAGACAGCCCAAGGUCCCUCACUGAUGCGGUGUGAGUUUGAGAAGAUCUUGGGACGUCCUGUGAGACACUGUGUCUGUCCUGCCUUGAUCCCUCGCUGCCUCUUAUCACUCCACGGUUGAGUCACAUCCUUUGUGUCCUGCUUUCCAACAAUUUCUUCCGGAAUAAACUUUUCAUUUUCAUCUGUUUCAUGCAGAUUCAGAUUUUGUUUUUAACCAGCACACGACCCGUUUCAGACACUCAGCGACAUGGAGUUUUAUUUUGAUUUGGGAACAACACGAAGGGACGCCCUUCAGACUCAACCGUGUCAAUCUAAAGUGCACUUAAUUUCAAAUCUGAAAAGGACGGGAAAAACAUUUCAAACAAGGGAAUAUUUUACAGACAAGUUGUAUUUUUCUAUAUGGAAUGAAUUCAGGUUUUUGACACACAAGUGUUCGUGGAUUUUUUUUUAAGACAGCCAGGACCCUGCUGUAAAGCAACUUUAACCGGUGAUGAGUUUUUUAUAAUAAUUUAUCCUUUAUUAAUUUUCUAACUGACCUGAAUAGUGCUUCAUACAUCGAGCAGAAGUAUAUUUGUAUGCCUUAUUAAUAGUUGAAAGUAUUAUAGAGACCCUAUUGUUGGAAAUGUGUGUACAUAUCUUUUAUUAUAAUUGUUUUGUAUUUAUUGCUCGUGUCUCUCAGAGCUUUCUAUCUUCCUCAGUCAUAUGUUAUCUUCAUAGACCUAAAGAUGGUUGGUUAUGAAAGGGCCUUGCAUCAUUCGCUUGUUUCAUUUCUACUCUCUGGUUAUGUUUUUUUUAAGGAAUACUAACUGAAAUGAUCCCAGUGUUUUCUAGAGGAAAGGUACAUUGCUGUGAGCCAGGUCUGUGUGCAGUUUCGUUUUCUCAAGUUGUUGUUAGGUCAUUUGUGCACCUUUUAGUGUCUAACCAUCAGAAAUGAAGACCUUCUCUAAUGAUUUUUAAGCAUCAUAAUAAAUUAUAUGACAAUAAUGGAAAGUCCCAUUCUCACUGUAUAUUAAGUUUUACAAGGAAACUGCAGCAGUGAAAUAGAUUGUAAAUGGCAUUUAAAGUUGACAUCAAAGGUUAACAUCAAUAAUACUGAUUAUUUCCAAACAGGUUUCCUGAUCAUUCCGGUUUUUGCAAUUCAGCUCCAUUUCCUCUUGUUUAAUAUCUGAGAAGGUCUUCAUCGCUAGCAUAAGAAUUUGAAUAUUUAAAGGAGUAGUUCACCCAAAAAUGAACGUUUUCUGAAAAUGCGCUCACCCUUAGGGCCAUCCAAGAUGUAGAUGAGUUUGUUUCUUCAUCAGAUUUGGAGAAACGUAGCAUUGCAUCACUUGCUCAGCAAUGGAUGCUCUAUUGUGAAUGGGUGCCGUCAGAAUGAGAGUCCAUACAGCUGAUUAAAAAAUCACAAUAAUCCACAAUAUCAUGGAUUAUGGACUCAUAUUUCAGUUGGGAGCAAUUUUUGUAAAUUCAAGAUGAUUUUUUUUCUUAAAAACACAUAUUUUCGGUUCAUAAAAUGUUAACCGAUAGACUGGAGUGGUGUGGAUUGCUUGUGGAUUAUUGUGAUGUUUUUAUCAGCUGUUUGGACUCUCGUUCUGACGGCACCCAUUCACUGCAGAGCAAGUGAUGCAAUGCUACAUUUCUCCAAAUCUGAUGAAGAAACAAACUACAUCUACAUCUUGGAUGGCUUGAGGGGUUUUGAGCAUAUUUUCAGUUUUGUCAAAACUAUUGCUUUAAGGAGGCAGAACUUCUGUAAACAUCCCUUUUUGCACGUUUUUUUUUUUUUUUUU